This is a messenger RNA of Botrytis sinoallii, 1220 nucleotides long. RefSeq lists its product as uncharacterized. The transcript is spliced from 2 exons. The record is from RefSeq and is a predicted model, not a curated record. Bases 367 to 1002 code for a protein of 211 amino acids. Lineage: Eukaryota; Fungi; Ascomycota; Leotiomycetes; Helotiales; Sclerotiniaceae.
ACAAGGAAUUCUCUUAAGAUAUCAAGACAAUAACAGUCAAGGCAUGAAAUCUAUCCUUACAAUUCAAUUUUUGAAAACAUCCGAUUUACCACCGAUGAUUGGUAUUAUACAUAUCAUGGCAUUACAUUCGAUACUGUCAAAUGAGGAAUCUCCUCCUUCCUCUGCAAGUUGAUUACAAAGGAAAGAGGGGUGAACCACCUGGCAGUUGAACUAAUAUCAUUCAAUGACAUCAAUGACAUCAAGACAGAGCACUGAGAUGAAUCCAGACAAUUCCAAGGGUUAUAAAUCUCAUCAUAAAGAAAUCAUCCAUUUGCCUCCAAAGAUUGGUAUAAAGCUCCUCAUCUCAGUCCCUUAUUCUAAUCCAUCAUGCUUUCACCAACCAUUCGCAAUUUGCUUGUUAAAGGAAGCCAAAACACCAAAUAUACUCCUCGUCUACUCUUCGCGUAUAGAAAGACAACUUCAUUCAAGAUUCCAACUCCAUUGAGUAUUCAAAAUCGCAAUAUGGCGUCCAAAACCCCAAAUUCAUCGCCCCCUUCCCACGAUAUGGUCUAUUUUCCUCAAAUGACCUCGGAUCUUCCUGCUUCCUCCCAUGAAUUUCGUAGAAUACUUUUCACAGGCCUUUACUCCCAAGUCGUACUCAUGACAAUCCCCGUCGGCGGCGACAUAGGUGACGAAGUACACACAGUCGACCAAGCUCUCACCUUUACUUCCGGCACUGGUCUCGCUACCAUCAACGGUAAAAACCAAGAGGUUAGAAAGGGAGAUUUGAUGGUCGUACCAGCGGGUACUCAACAUCAAUUUGUAAACACAGGGAAAGAACCAUUGAUUCUGUAUACGAUUUAUUCGCCGGCAGAACAUGCGCCAACUACGGUGCAUGAAACGAAGGAGCAAGGCGAUAAAGAGGAAGAUGAAGGAAAGGAUGAAGCUCCGGCUUGGUCAAGGAAGAGUAAGGAGGAGAAUGAGAAAGGGGGAUUGGUAAAGUUGAGUGGAAAGUAUGAUUAGAGUAGGAAAGGAAUAAGGAAUGAAUUGUGAGGUCAGUGUUGAUGGGAAAUUUGCGUGGUAAUAAUGAGAUAUAUCUCAGUUGUUGAGAAUGAUAAGUGUAAAAGAAAUGAAUUCUGAACAAGAACCCGUAUUUGAUAUUAUGAUACCGUACCUAUUUUCAAUACUCUUGAAAUUCAUCUCGAAAGUCUUUUUCCCUUUGAUGACUUUACACCAACCCU